Messenger RNA from Racocetra fulgida, 919 nucleotides. The record is from the annotation of a GenBank genome assembly. NCBI's taxonomy places the organism in Eukaryota, Fungi, Glomeromycota, Glomeromycetes, Diversisporales, Gigasporaceae.
AUGUCCCCUGAUCAGAUUGAAAGGUGGUCGAAGUAUAGUAAUGUUGUUUUGAAUGAUAAUACUAGCAUUACUAAUCAUUAUGAGAUGGUGUUGUUGCUUUUUUUAGUGGUUGAUAACUAUUUAUCUUCCAGACUUGUGGCUCAAGCAUUAACAGAUAACGAGACAAAAGACACACAUAGCUGGAUUUUGCAGCAAAUUAAACAAGCAAUACACAGAGCUAUUCCACAGAUUAUCUUUACAGAUGCAGACCCUGCCUUAAUUGCUGCAAUAGGUAAUAAAUUUUCAACUACAAAUGCACUUUAUUACAUGUUUCACAUUGCACAAAAUAUUCCUUUAAACUUGAAAAGUCAUCUUAAAGACAAUUUUGAUGAUUUUAUUAAAGAUUUCUUAGAAGUGCAACGAAUCAGCUUUGUUACAAUAUUUGAAUAUUGUAAUGAGAGUGUGGUUAAUUACUUGCAGCAGCUUUAUGCAAAUAAGAAAUUAUGGGCAAAGGCAUUUGUCCUUAAAUUAUUUAUAGCAGGAAUAUCAUCUAUGUCACAGGUUAAAAGCUAUAAUGCAAAGGUUAAGAGAUUAAUAUUUAAUUCCAAUACAACUCUGUUAGAACUUGUGGAAAAAUUGACAAUAUAUGUUCUUGAAGAAGACAAAAAAACAGAAUAUGCUUUAUUUCAUGUGUUAGUUCCUAAAGCAGCUUUGGUUGCAGCAGCUGAUAAACUAUCUUCUAAUAAUGAUAGUGAUGUUGGUUUAAACAGCAAUUCAAAUAGUAAAAGUGAAGAUAAUACUAGUAAAAUCAGAAAAAAGAAGUUUGAUCCAAAAGUGUUAAUGAAUCUUCAUAAGGGUAAGAGUAAGGGUCAGCUUAAGGAAACUGAUAGAAUACGACAUGCUAAUGAAUCAUCAAAAAAAGCAAAAUGCAAGUUACACU